Calidris pugnax (ruff) is the source of this 1638-nucleotide messenger RNA. It is a transcript of the gene MED6, whose product is annotated as mediator complex subunit 6. The record is from RefSeq and is a predicted model, not a curated record. The coding region runs from base 90 to 830 and encodes 246 amino acids. Gene Ontology annotation, molecular function: transcription coactivator activity. The transcript has 8 exons. Gene Ontology annotation, biological process: regulation of transcription by RNA polymerase II. Gene Ontology annotation, cellular component: core mediator complex; mediator complex. NCBI's taxonomy places the organism in Eukaryota, Metazoa, Chordata, Aves, Charadriiformes, Scolopacidae.
CUGGUCUCCCGUCUCGUUUGCCGGCGCCGCUCUACCCCGUUUCCGCUCCUCGCCGCCUCCCCCGCCGGGCGGAAGUGCGCGGCGCGGCCAUGGCGGCUGUGGACAUCCGAGAUAACCUCUUGGGAAUUUCCUGGGUUGACAGCUCCUGGAUUCCAAUAUUAAACAAUGGGAGUGUGUUGGACUAUUUCUCAGAGCGAAGUAACCCGUUCUAUGACCGAACAUGUAACAAUGAAGUUGUCAAAAUGCAGCGGAUGACCUUGGACCAUUUGAACCAGAUGGUUGGCGUGGAGUACAUCCUUCUUCAUGCUCAGGAGCCCAUUCUCUUCAUUAUCCGAAAGCAGCAAAGGCAGUCUCCAACACAAGUUAUUCCGUUGGCUGACUACUACAUUAUCGCUGGAGUGAUUUAUCAGGCACCUGACUUAGGGUCUGUCAUUAACUCCAGAGUUCUCACUGCAGUUCAUGGAAUUCAGUCUGCCUUUGAAGAAGCGAUGUCCUACUGUCGGUAUCACCCAUCCAAGGGCUACUGGUGGCAUUUCAAAGAUCAAGAGGAACGAGAGAAAGCUAAACCAAAAGCCAAGAAGAAAGAAGAACCAAGUUCUAUUUUCCAAAGGCAACGGGUAGAUGCUUUGCUCUUAGACCUGAGACAAAAGUUUCCACCCAAAUUUGUUCAGCAAAAGCCUGGAGAAAAGCCUGUCCCAGUGGAUCAAAUCAAGAAGGAACCAGAACCAGUCCCUGAAGCUGUCAAGCCAGAGGAAAAAGAGACUGCAAAGAAUGCUCAACAGAGCACUGGUACUAAAGGACCACCUGAAAAACGGACAAGACUCCAGUGAAGGAAGUUAUUGUUACACAUCUGGAUUAGUCAGUGCGUGGAAAACAGGAGAUUUUUGCUCCCUUUUUUUCUAUAUUUAAGUUCUUCAGCUGAGACUGAUAAUUCAGGGACUGAAGUCCCUGUAACAGCUUUUUCCCCUAGAAGCCUGUCAUGCAGAUAUUAAUGUCAGGACGUUAGCUGCCUCAAAAAAGGUGUUUUCAGUCUUCAUCUUAUUGUGAAUGUUGCCUUCUGGGAAUGGUUUUCACGUGGACAUAUUUUGCAGCCUCCUGAAAUCUUUGCAAACUUUUGCAUCCCUUGUGUCUAGGUUUCCUAUGUAAAAAGAAAAACUUUUAUAUAAAAAAACCCCUUAAUUCUUGGCAAAUAAAAAUCCUGGCUGCUGCAAUACCUUUCUUAAAUGCUUAAUUUGUUAGUGGCAAAUACGCCAUAUGUGUUGGCAACGGUUUUUUGGUUGGAUAUCAGAAUAUAUUGUGUGCUAUUUUGAAGAAGAAAAGUUCAUCUAAAGGAUUUAGGCUGCCUGAUAUAAAUUGCUGUGCCUUUAAUAUUCUUGGGGUACAGAUAAGAGAUUUGAUAACUGGAGACUCAAAUCCAUGCAAUUAGGUGUCAAAAAGUUUCUAGAUGUUCUUGGGCACUCAUUUUACUUAAUGGCUAAGCUGGUCUUUUAUUAUAAAAGCUAAUGUUCUGUGAGCGAGAUUUAUGAUGGCAUAAAACAGGCUAAAAUGUCUUGCUGUUGCACACUCAGUGUAGCUGUUUAUAUUUCUCCUUUUUUCUUUUGCUGUAACUCAAAUACAUCAACUGCAUCUCUUCCUCUG